This is a messenger RNA of Gilbertella persicaria, 207 nucleotides long. RefSeq lists its product as uncharacterized. The record is from RefSeq and is a predicted model, not a curated record. The transcript has 2 exons. Bases 1 to 207 code for a protein of 68 amino acids. NCBI's taxonomy places the organism in Eukaryota, Fungi, Mucoromycota, Mucoromycetes, Mucorales, Choanephoraceae.
AUGCAAUUCAAUCUCGCUUUGGCCUUUAUCACUUUGGUCGUUCUUAUUCAAGUAGCAAUUACUGCCCCGCUAGUUAUUGCUCUUUACGGUGUCGGCAGAGGAGUGAGCGGUGCACUUGAUGGCUUAAUCGAACCUGAAGAAGUUGCUGAGAGUGCAGAAGGUGCUGGAAGAAAGGCAACUGGUCCCCUGAAUAAUGUAUUGAAUUAA